Chelmon rostratus (copperband butterflyfish) is the source of this 1717-nucleotide messenger RNA. Its product is annotated as fructose-bisphosphate aldolase A-like. The transcript is spliced from 8 exons. The coding region runs from base 133 to 1230 and encodes 365 amino acids. Lineage: Eukaryota; Metazoa; Chordata; Actinopteri; Chaetodontiformes; Chaetodontidae. Gene Ontology annotation, cellular component: cytosol. The record is from RefSeq and is a predicted model, not a curated record. Gene Ontology annotation, biological process: fructose 1,6-bisphosphate metabolic process; glycolytic process. Gene Ontology annotation, molecular function: fructose-bisphosphate aldolase activity.
GCCACGCCCAUCUGCUCUGCUGUUAUACUGUUCGUCCUUCUCGUGCCCCCUCCAUCUCUCUCGCUUUACGACAGCAGCUUCCUGCAUCUGUCUGCGUCCUCCUGUCACUGCUCGUAGCAACAGUCUGUCAACAUGACUCACGCGUACCCCUUCCUGAGUACUGAGCAGAAGAAGGAGCUCAGUGAUAUCGCUCAGAGGAUCGUAGCUGCGGGGAAAGGCAUCCUGGCAGCUGAUGAAUCCACAGGAAGCAUGGCCAAGCGCUUCCAGGGCAUCAACACUGAGAACACGGAGGAGAACAGGAGGCUUUACCGCCAGCUCCUCUUCACCGCCGACGACAAGGUCAACCCCUGCAUCGGCGGCGUCAUCUUCUUUCAUGAAACGCUCUACCAAAAGACGGACGAUGGCAAGCCUUUCCCCCAGCUGAUCAAAGAGAAGGGCAUGGUGGUGGGCAUCAAGGUGGACAAGGGCGUGGUUCCCCUUGCCGGGACCAACGGAGAAACCACGACUCAAGGUCUGGACGGGCUCUACGAGCGCUGCGCUCAGUACAAAAAGGAUGGUGCUGACUUUGCCAAGUGGCGAUGUGUGUUAAAGAUCACCCCCACCACCCCAUCCAAGCUGGCCAUCAUGGAGAACGCCAACGUGCUUGCCCGCUAUGCCAGCAUCUGCCAGAUGCAUGGCAUCGUGCCCAUCGUAGAGCCUGAGAUCCUUCCAGACGGUGAACACGACCUGCAGCGCUGCCAGUAUGUGACUGAGAAGGUGUUGGCUGCUGUCUACAAGGCGCUGUCUGACCACCAUGUCUAUCUGGAGGGCACACUGCUCAAACCCAACAUGGUGACCGCUGGACACUCCUGCCCCAACAAGUACAGCCCUCAAGAGAUCGCCAUGGCAACUGUCACCGCCUUGCGCCGCACAGUUCCCCCUGCUGUUCCAGGUGUGACCUUCCUGUCUGGCGGCCAGAGUGAGGAGGAGGCCACCAUCAACUUGAACGCCAUCAACCAGUGUCCCCUGCAUCGGCCCUGGGCCCUCACCUUCUCUUUCGGUCGAGCCCUGCAGGCCUCAGCACUGAAGGCCUGGGGAGGCAAGAAGGAAAAUGGCAAGGCCUGCCAGGAAGAGUACAUCAAGAGAGCCUUGAACAACAGCCAGGCGUCUGUGGGGAAGUACGUGCCCUCUGGACAGAGUGGAGGAGCAGCAGCUCAGGAGUCUCUGUUUGUGGCUGACCACGCCUACUGAAGUCAGCUUCUCCUCAAUGCACUUCAUCCCCAUUCCACCCCGUCACUCCACUCCUUCCUAACACAUCCAGCUGGAACAGGCUGUAAUCUGACACACACAGACUAACCAACAGUAUUCUGUUAGUGAUGAGAGCCUCAUGAGUUCCUGGAUUUAAAAAAAACACGAUGGCUUGUAAGAGAAGACUAUAAUACCCAUAAGCCCAGUUUCCUUUAAGCUUGUCUUUGAAAGUCAGUGUUACCCUCCAGCUGGUGUGUUGUGUCACUUUAUUUUGUUUGUGCACUAAAACCCCACAGAAAGAGUUCCUCUGCAGAGUUGUCCUCAGUCUGUAGUUCCAUCAGCAGUUUUCAUCGUUUUAAUGAUUCUUAAGAACACGUGCCUUCAUUAUUGAACUGAGCCAGCUGCUGGAGGGACACUUUGUAGAGGAUUUUAAGAAUGAAUACACAGUAUUAGAGUGUAUACACUGGAAAUUAAAAUGUUCCACAACAAA